Messenger RNA from Medioppia subpectinata, 1407 nucleotides. The record is from the annotation of a GenBank genome assembly. NCBI's taxonomy places the organism in Eukaryota, Metazoa, Arthropoda, Arachnida, Sarcoptiformes, Oppiidae.
AUGAAUAACACAGAUAUGACGAGUAACUAUACGGCAACAGUGUUUGCCAUAACCAAUACAGUGGCGUAUAUUUGCGGUUUCAUAACACCGAUGAUAAUCGCUUGGGUAGUGGAGGCGGACACACAUAACCCCCGCCACCAGUGGGGGUAUGUCUUCUACAUGAGCGCCGCCAUCAACGCCUUCGGAGGCGUUGUGUUUGUUAUCUUCGGUUCCGCUGAUAGACAGGAGUGGGACAAAGAGACCACUCAUGAGGUGAGCGCCGACACCGGAAAGAUUAUGACAGACAACACAAAUAAAGCGGUCAUUGAAGGUGGUGAUCAGUUCAGUAGUACAAAUGACCAAAAAACUAAGCCACCAACUAUACCGGUGCGGUAUAUGGUGGCCGGUCUCGUGCUGUUUUGCACUUUUAAUCUCUAUAUGUGUCGUAUAAACCUAAGCACAGCAAUUGUGGUGAUGUCUAAGUAUAACAAGUCCAGCGGUUCCGCCGGCAGUGAUAUCUGUGCGACCAGUGUUGACAAAAAUAGCACCAAAAGUCACAACUCGGGAGACUUUGAUUGGGAUGAGAGCACACAGGGAGUCAUUUUGGGCGCAUUUUUCUACGGAUAUCUCGUGUUUCAAGUGCUCGGCGGACGACUGGCCGAGAUUUUCGGCGCCAAAUGGCUGUGCGCUGUCGGCAUCGGUAUGUCGAUUGUGGUCAACGCAUUGACACCAAUCAUUGCCCGAACCAAUAUCUAUUGGCUACUGUUGGCCAGUCGUGUGGUGUUGGGUAUGUUUCAAGCGUUUAUUUUUCCGUCGUGUUACGCCUUGUUCUCCAAGUGGGCACCCGAUCACGAGCGCAGUGAGCCCAAAGAUCAUCCAUGGAUUUCAGAGCACGAACUCAAUUACAUUCACUCAAACAUUGCCGCAAAUAAUACAAGUGUUGACAAUAAAGAUAGACCCAAGCGAUCGGUGCCGUGGCUUAAGAUUUGCACAUCCAAACCUGUUUUGGCCGUAUAUUUAGCCAAAUUUACCAUGAAUUGGAAUUACGUACUGUUUUUAUUGAAACUACCAGCGUACUUUUCAUCUGUUUUUAAAUAUCCUGUCGAUAAAGGAAUGUUAUUGUUUGGCGUAUCGGCCGGGGGUGAGAUUGCAGUGGUGGCCGACAUGACAAACAACUUUACGGCCACAGUAUUUGCAAUCGGGAAUACCAUAGCGUUUACAACCGGUGUUAUAACACCACUCGUUGUCGGGUAUAUACUGGACGCCAGCGAUCAGACCCGACGGCAAUGGAGUUAUAUCUUCUAUAUGUCCGGCGCCUUAAAUAUAUUGGGAGGACUUGUGUUCGCCAUUUUUGGAUCAGCACAACGACAGGAUUGGGAUAUGGAUGAGGUUAUUGAGACGGAUGAACGCUCUAUAACCAGAAGUUAA